GUCGGAAUGGAACGCAACCAAGACACUCACGUCAUAAUAAUGCGACUAGCUAUUUUGGACAACGUUGGCCGCGGUUUGUAGGGACGGACAAAUACAACAAUUCAUGCUUUAUUUAAAUAGCUAGUUAAGAUUCAAGAGUUUUGGAACGUCACGAUUUAGGUAAGUAUGGCGAUGAAAUCCGGAGAGGAGCGGUUGAAGGAGAUGGAGGCUGAAAUGGCUCUGUUUGAGCAGGAGGUCCUGGGGGGUCAAGUGGCAAUGACUGCAGGAGACCCUGUAGUGAUGGAGGUGCUCCCUAUGGGUGUUCCUAUGGCUGUUCCUAUGAUCCGGCCCAUCAUCGGCACCAACACAUACCGACAGGUCCAGCAAACCUUGGAUGCAAGAGCUGCCACUUUCGUGGGACCUCCACCCCCUGCAUUUGUAGGCCCAGCUAUAACUCCAGGUGUCAGACCACCGCCAAUGAUGAGACCAGCGUUUAUGCCGCACAUCCUGCAGAGACCAGGGGGUCCAAGGAUGCCUAUGAUGCGUGGUCCCCCUCCACAGGGUAUGAUGGCUCCCCCACUGCCACGCCCUCCUCCUCCCCCGCCCAUGAUGAUGGCACCCCCCAUGCAAGGACCCCCUCAGCAUCCCAUGGACCCAAUGGGGCCACCCAUGGGACACUCCAUGGUGUCUGCACCCUCAAGGUCUGUGACCCAGGCCCCUCCCAAGCUCACCCCCUCCAUCAUCUCUGCGGCCCCCACUGUCUACACGGCUCCCUCCGGACCCAAGAUACCAGACAUCCAUGCCCAGAGAAAGGCUCGCAUGGAGGAGCUGGCAGCGUCUGUAGCAGAACAGCAGGCAGCGGUGAUGGCCGCCGGACUGCUGGAGGCUAAGAAGGAGGCCAGCCUGGCCGCCGCAGAUGACAACGUUAUCGGACCCAGCAUGCCAGAGCCCGAGCCCAUCCACACUGAGCCAGUGGAUAGCACAGCAGAGGAGAAGAAGAAGGGUAAGCAAGAGAAGGCGAAGAAGUGUAUCCGUACAGCCGCAGGCACCAGCUGGGAGGACCAGAGUCUACUGGAGUGGGACUCGGAUGAUUUCAGAAUCUUCUGUGGAGACCUUGGCAAUGAGGUGAACGACGACAUCCUGGCAAGGGCAUUCAGCCGCUACCCCUCCUAUCUGAAAGCCAAGGUGGUGCGAGACAAACGCACUGGCAAGACCAAGGGCUAUGGCUUUGUCAGCUUCAAGGACCCCAAUGACUACGUCCGCGCCAUGAGGGAGAUGAACGGGAAGUAUGUGGGCAGCAGACCCAUCAAACUGAGAAAGAGCAUGUGGAAGGACAGGAACAUGGAAGUUGUACGCAAGAAACAGAAGGAGAAAAAGAAACUGGGACUGAGAUAGACAAUGUUUCCCUUAUGUAUGUGCAAGUGUUUUUUGACUGGGAGUGUGUGAGAAUCACACUGAUGGCCUAAUAUAGUUGCCAGGCCACUCAUCCAGCUAUCUGACAUGUUUUCAAUUACCACAGAGUAGGGAUGUCAUUUUACUCAUGGAACAUGGUUAAACUAGGCUACGAAACACUGUACAUGGCACUGGCCCUGGUUGCAAUGGUUAGACAUGAACCAUGCCCGUAUGAAGUUUAGAAUUUACUGAUCUCCAUUUGUUUUUAUUUUAACAUUUUAAUUUGUAAAUAAUUUCUAAACAUCACUCAGAUUUUCUUAGUUGGUAUGGCUCCUAUGCAUCUCAAAUGUCUGAAAUGUGAGGUUGGUGAUCUCAUUUGUGUAUAUGCUAUUGUGGAAACUACUUCCAAUGGCAAUUAUGUAUUUCCGGGUAGCCUCUGUUAUUCAUACACCAAACCAUUAUUUUUUUUAAAUAUAAAAUCUAAAUGUUUGUACAUUAAAGUGGCUUAUUUUGAAGCAGUGGAUUCAAACCAAUGCAAAGUUUUUAAAAUAAACCAAAUGUCUUGACA
Molecule: messenger RNA, 1939 nt
Organism: Oncorhynchus gorbuscha (pink salmon)
Lineage: Eukaryota; Metazoa; Chordata; Actinopteri; Salmoniformes; Salmonidae
Gene: rbm42
Product: RNA binding motif protein 42
Molecular function (GO): mRNA binding
Source: RefSeq, a predicted model, not a curated record